Messenger RNA from Maniola jurtina (meadow brown), 3316 nucleotides. Its product is annotated as repetitive organellar protein-like. Bases 104 to 3190 code for a protein of 1028 amino acids. The transcript is spliced from 7 exons. The record is from RefSeq and is a predicted model, not a curated record. NCBI's taxonomy places the organism in Eukaryota, Metazoa, Arthropoda, Insecta, Lepidoptera, Nymphalidae.
UCCUGUGUUUUGUAACUCGGGUUCGUACUUCGUUUCAGACUCACACAUUUUGAUUUUUCCAGUUUUAUGUGGUUUUCUUUUUGGAAAAAUAAUUGGUUGAACAAUGGAUGAUUUGUACGAUAAUUUGGAGAAUUAUUACGAUGAGAAAAUCAUAGAUGAGCUGAAAAAUGAAAAUAAAGAGCUAAAGACCAAACUCGAAGAAUAUUCUAGUGCUAUGACCCGUUUGCAAAUGAAUAUUUUGCAGGAUUUUGAUAAGUUAAACUCUGAGUACAAAAAAUUGGAGAAGAAUUAUUCAUCAUUAUUAAAAACAGCGCGUGCAGAAAUUGAAAGAAAAGCUGAGAUGAUUAAAUCUCUUAACACAGAGAAGGACUUGUUAAUAAUAAAAACACUACAAACUACAAAUAAAAAUGUUUCAAACAAUAGAAGGUUCAAUAUAAAUAAUACUCAGCGAUCAAAGAAAAGUUAUGAAAUUGAGACUACACCACAGCCAAAACCUUCAUCAGGUAAUCAAAAUGAGGAAAAUAGGCUGAAAAAUGACAGAAUCAACUCAACCCAUACUCAAUCAGAAGACACUACUUCAACUUUGGAAAAUAAACCUAACAUUAGUGAAGAUGAAGAAUUAAGGGACACUAACAAAAAACUAACAAACAAAAUCCAUAAAGAUGUUCCUAUGAAAAGUGAAGGAGCAAAAAUUACUAAUAGAAGGAAAUCAAUGCCUUUUUGCAGCAAUAUAGAACCAAUAUUUAGUUCAGAUGAUGAUUUUGAGGCACUCCAUUUAAAGAACACAAGGAAAUCACCAUUACGAGAAGAUAGUAGACAGUAUGAUAAAUAUAGAAGUAGAGACAACUUUUCCAGUAAGGAUAGAUUUUAUGCCAGUAAAACAAAUAGAUUUACAGAUCAUGGUAAAUAUACAAAUGACAGGUAUGAAUCUAGUUCAAAAUAUACCAGGCGUAGUGCAGAAAAGUAUCGUUCUAAAUAUACAAAGGAUAAUUCAGAAUCCCAUAAAUCAAGAGCUGAUUAUACAAAUAGCAGACAAACAAUAUUAAGGAGUUCCCCUACCGAUAGGUAUAACCGCUCUAAAAGUCGAGAUAGAAGGACCUUUGAGAGAGAAAAUUACUAUGAUAAGCAGAGACAUUCACCUCAUAAUUACGAUAACUCUGCAGUAAAACAUAAAAUCAGAAAUGAGCUAGAGGAGCCAAGUAGUAAACGUUACAAAACCGAUCAAAAUAAAAAGGCUUUAAUAAAAGAAAACAUUUCAAAUAAUGACAAGGAGACAGAACAUGGUUUGAGAAGCAGUUUUACGAAACAAGAUUUUAUUGAACCUACAUCUUGUCAAUCGCCUGAUUAUGUUAAUAUUGAGAGUGCAUUACCUCAACAGAUUAUUAAAGAAAUAAAACACACAGCUGUAACUCUCCUUGAAGACCCUAGAGUUUCAAGUAAAAAAUAUGUCGUAAAGAACAAUAAAGGGAUAACAGUUUUGUCAACUGUUGUUAGUGAAGAUUUUGAUAUAAAACCUGUUAAUGUUUCUUCAUGGGAAAUACCAAACAUAGAAAAAUUUAUGAUACCUCCAACGUUACCCACUGAAAGAUUUUCUGAAGAAACUGAUAACGAUUUUGUAAAUGAAAUAUACUUGGAUAUUGAUAAACCCUUAUUAAAUGACUCACUGGAAUCUGGUGAAAUUCAGAGCUUAAAAGAUGAUGAAGCUUAUUGCACAAAAGAAAAUGAUAGGGAUAAAAUGCAUGAACAUAAAAAGAUUAAUAAAGACCAUAGCAAAACUUUGAAUAGCUUGACAGUUCUUGAUUCUAAUAAGAUGAACCCUGCUAUUAACAAAUACGAAAUACCAAAAAGAAAAAAACCCGAUAAAAUAACUAAAAGGAAUAAAAACGGGGAUUUUGAUAUUUUGUCAACGAAACAAAAAUCUGCUAAUAAUUGUUGUGAUGAAAUUAAAAGGCAAGAAGUAGAAAAACACGAUAAAGUUAGUACUCUCAAUACUGAAAAUGUAAUCAUUGAAGAACAAUACCAGAACAGUGAAGUGUCAAAAAUGAACACAAUACUACCUGAAAACACGCUAACAGCUGCAAGCUGUACUCUUGCAGAAGAUUUAGAACUGAGCGACGAGGCAAAUGAAAGUCGGGAUACACAGAAUGAUGUUAAGAAAUCAAAAAAAAUCUUGCCUAAAGAUAAACUGUCCGUAGUUUCCCUAGAUGAUAAACAAGAAGGUGACAUGCCUGUGGUUAAAGACGACAAUAGAGAACCAAAAGAAAAAAGUAAACCUCUGAAUUUAAAAAAAGUAACAAAAGAUUCCUCUCGGGACAGUGGUAAAAAUCGCAAAACUAAAAAGAAAACAGAAUUAAAAGGUGCAAAUUGUACUGAAGCAAAAGAACAAAACAAAAAAUUGCAAACAUUCACUAAACUUCAGAGCAAGCCAGUGAUUUCGAUACAAACGAAACAUAAGUUUAGCGACUUAUUUGGUGACAGCAGUAGUUUAAUAACACCCGAUGAUUUAGGAAUUUCCACUCCUGAUAUUAAGCUUCCGUUGACUGUCAAGUAUGCCUCUAUAUUUGAUAAUACUCAGGAUGCUGUUGAUCUAAGUGUUGAAAAUGUCAAUAGUGUACAAUCUAAUGCGAGUGAAGUUAGUGCGUUUCCGACUAAUCCAGAAGACCAAUCGAAUGACAAAACAAGUAUAGCAAAAGCGAAAAAUGAUGCUGAAAAGCUUGUAGUCCCUAAAGAUUUGGAUGAAAUUCCAGCUACAAAUUGUUCUCUUGAAAAUAAUUUACAUCAAAAGGCUACAAAAAAUGAUGAUCCAGAAAUAGUGAAGACUGUCAUCAUAUCCACUGGGGUACAACCAAAAUACGCUUCCGAAAGUAAUUUAUUGCAGGGUAGCCAAAAAUGUACUAUUGAAAAUACUGAAAAAAUAAUAAAUAAUGAUGAAGCAAGCAUGAAAUCAUGUGCGCUCAACUAUAUAAACGCGUUAGCCACCUCUACACCUCACAAAACUGAGCACGUAGAUAUAUCUACAGUAGUACUAGAUCCUGUAUCAAAUGAUGCUAGCAAGAUAAGUGCAAAUAUCAAUUUGUCAUCUAAUGUGAGUAAUGCGUCAAAUCCAGGUGAGAUUUUAAAUGAAGCAGAUGUUCCAGAUGUUAGGCUUUUCGUUAAAAGGCGAAGGAAAAAAAUUAAGAAGCCUUCUUAAGUUGUUAAAUGUUAGUUGUUCUGGAUUAAUUUAUUAGUAUUUUAUUAUAAUGCAAUACGUAUGUAAGUAAACAUCUAAGAUUCUAGGCAAAGAAACAGGUCCAUGUUUAUUUUAUUGUAUAUAGCA